This is a messenger RNA of Kluyveromyces marxianus DMKU3-1042, 429 nucleotides long. RefSeq lists its product as uncharacterized. The record is from RefSeq and is a predicted model, not a curated record. Bases 1 to 429 code for a protein of 142 amino acids. NCBI's taxonomy places the organism in Eukaryota, Fungi, Ascomycota, Saccharomycetes, Saccharomycetales, Saccharomycetaceae. The transcript has a single exon.
AUGAGCCAAAUAGUUACAGACCUAAGUACCAUACCUAUAAAAAUCAAUGAGCAUGCGGGUGAAACGUUUCUCCGGCUCCGGAUCUUCGCACAGUUUCAGAGCAUAUCUGGAACUGACGUUUCUAGUACCGAUAGUAUAUACUUGAAGGUAACCAACGUUCCAGGUUUCGGGGGAAGUCAGGGCCAGGCCCAGGCCCAGGAGUUCAGUUUCUUGAUUGACGAAACAAUAUACGACGAGAUGUUUAUUCGGAACCGCAGCAGGCGUCCUCAUCGCGGAGAUAUCCUCGACCUGCGAUGCUGCUACAGAAAGUACGACGACGUGAUCGAGAUAAUGCACCUAAAACAGGUAAGCAUUGCCGAUCUGGACGCACUGCGACAGUUUGUGAUGAAAUCGCACGACGACAGCGCGAUACACUCGUUCCUCCACUAG